UAGAUAUAAGACUCCGUACGUGCUACUCCCUCUCGCCAUUCCCUAGUAUAGGCAUAUUAUAUCGGCUUCGAAAGUUGAUUCCAAUAAUAUUUAUGUCUUAGUUGUCAUUCCUCCUUGAUCCUUGGCGGUCAGGACCGUACCUGUACUAGUGUGGCGCUGUCAAUAUGAGACUUUCCUACUGGAGGAUCAUUGAGCAUUGUGGGACUCUUCGCUGAUAGUCACGUAGCUGUUGGCUCUCGAUAUACUUGCAACACUCCUCUCCCACUUCUCGAGGGAAAUAGGGCUAUAGGGGAAAUCUUCAAUGCAGUUUUUGUGUACACCGAGAUAAUACAAUCGUUCAGCUCGACGGCCUAUUUUCAACAUGGACGCCAUGGACACCUCGGCCACCACUACAAGUCUCGAAUCCCCCGCCGGCACCGCAUCCCUUCGUCGAGCCGAUGGCGCAACAGGUUCUAAUGCUGCUGCUGCUGCUGCUGUGCCAGCUACGAGCGAACCCAAAGAUAAAGAGAAGUCGACAUAUGCUUUUAGAAAAUACAGGCAUAUUACGGCCGUCCAUUCGCAAUCGAGACCUUCGACCUUAAGCCACGAUACUAGUGCCCCUCCUAGCUUUAUAGGGUUUCGCAAUUUGAUGGUCAUUGUCCUAGUGGUGGGAAAUUUGCGCUUGGUGAUAGAAAAUAUGCAAAAGUAUGGCAAUUUGAUAUGCUUAGGGUGUCACGACUUCGGACAAAAAGACGUCAUAGUCGGCUUUCUGCUCUAUAUUCUAGUACCCUGUCACCUCUUCAUCGCCUACUCGUUCGAAUGGUAUGCCGCCAAGCAAGCGCGGAUAUCGCGGGCUCAAUCUCUACACAAGGGAGGAUCAUCGAGCCCAACCGAGGACCAGCAGGCCAAGUUCGAAUCGACUUGGAGGCGUAUCCGGAAAGCUCACCUGUUCAAUGCGACUUUGGCCCUGGCCGUACAUAGCUGGGUCGUGUAUUUCCAUAUCUACCACCCUCUCAUCGGCACCAUAACGGAACUCCAUGUCAUCAUUGUCUACAUGAAGGUUAUUUCCUACGCGUUGACAAACAGGGACCUGCGCCAUGCAUAUCUUCACCCCGUUAAAGGCGAGCUGGCCGUCAUCCCUGACCUGUAUGCUCAGUGCCCGUAUCCACAAAAUAUCACUAUGAGUAAUAUAACAUAUUUCUGGUGGGCGCCAACGCUGGUUUAUCAGCCAAUAUAUCCUCGAUCGGGACCUACUAGAUGGUUGUUCGUCCUUAAGCGGCUCGGCGAGGUGGUUUGCUUGAGCGUAUUCAUAUGGUAUUGCAGCGCCCAAUACGCGGCCCCGGUCUUAUGGAACUCCCUGGACAAAAUAGACCAUCUGGAUUUAGUGUCGAUUGUUGAGCGGCUCUUGAAGCUAUCCACGAUAUCGCUCAUCAUAUGGCUAGCCGGAUUCUUUGCUUUGUUUCAGUCUGCUCUCAACGCUUUGGCCGAAAUCAUGCGCUUUGGUGAUCGCUCAUUUUAUGACGCCUGGUGGAAUUCGGCUGGGUUAGGCGAAUAUUGGCGACUGUGGAACAAGCCAGUGUACCAAUUUAUGAAGAGGCACAUUUUCUCGCCCCUAAUAAGUAGGGGCUGGAGCAUGCCGUCGGCUAGUAUUGCUGUAUUUUUCGUCUCAGCUGUGCUGCAUGAAUUACUCGUCGGAAUCCCGACCAAGAAUGUAAUUGGCGUUGCAUUCUUGGGCAUGCUUGUUCAGAUUCCCCUGAUCUGGUUCACACGCUUCUUCGAGAAGAUGCCGGGUCCCCACGGCCAUCUCAUCGGCAACUCCAUUUUCUGGGUCUCCUUCACCGUCCUCGGCCAGCCCUUUGCUGCUCUCGUUUACUUCUACGCAUGGCAGGCCAAGUAUGGCUCCGUUGCGAAGACGAUGGCUAUUAAUCAAGCACGCACCGCAGCGCUGAGCUAGUGCCCAGCUGCCCCGGAAGACUUGGUGUUUGGAUAUGGGAAAAUGGGAUAAAAGGAGGUUGGAUGUGGUGUUUUUUCCUUUUGGAU
This is a messenger RNA of Hypoxylon fragiforme, 2019 nucleotides long. Its product is annotated as MBOAT, membrane-bound O-acyltransferase family-domain-containing protein. Gene Ontology annotation, molecular function: diacylglycerol O-acyltransferase activity. The transcript has 4 exons. The coding region runs from base 362 to 1933 and encodes 523 amino acids. Gene Ontology annotation, biological process: triglyceride biosynthetic process. The record is from RefSeq and is a predicted model, not a curated record. Gene Ontology annotation, cellular component: endoplasmic reticulum membrane. Lineage: Eukaryota; Fungi; Ascomycota; Sordariomycetes; Xylariales; Hypoxylaceae.